Molecule: messenger RNA, 2746 nt
Organism: Arvicola amphibius (Eurasian water vole)
Lineage: Eukaryota; Metazoa; Chordata; Mammalia; Rodentia; Cricetidae
Product: aldo-keto reductase family 1 member C1-like
Exons: 9
Coding region: 73-1044 (323 amino acids)
Biological process (GO): progesterone metabolic process; doxorubicin metabolic process; prostaglandin metabolic process
Cellular component (GO): cytosol
Molecular function (GO): androsterone dehydrogenase [NAD(P)+] activity; ketosteroid monooxygenase activity; bile acid binding
Source: RefSeq, a predicted model, not a curated record
CUUCCUAUAAACAGCGUAUGACUGAAAAAAAAAAUUUAUAGACCAUCUGCACUAGCAGAAAAGUGAAGAAUAAUGAGUUUCAAACAGUGGUGUGUGGGACUAAAUGAUGGCCACAUCAUGCCUCUACUGGGCUAUGGCACUGCUCAAAAUCCACAGGUUUCUAAGAGUAAGAUAUUGGAGUCGACUAAAAUAGCAAUAGAUGUUGGGUUCCGCCAUAUUGAUACUGCUUAUGCAUACGAAAAUGAAGAGGAGAUAGGACAGGCUAUUCGAAGUAAGAUUGCAGAUGGUGCUGUGAAGAGAGAAGACAUAUACCUCACUACAAAGCUAUGGUCUACAUUCCAUCAACCAGAACUGGUCCAAGUUUGCUUAGAAAAGUCACUGAAAAAAUUUCAGCUAGAUUAUGUUGAUCUCUAUCUUAUUCAUUACCCAAUUUCAAUUAAGCCAUCAGAAGAGAUAUAUACUAAAGAUGAAAAUGGAAAAAUAUUAUUUGAGACAGUAGAUCUCUGUGCUACAUGGGAGGCCAUGGAGAAGUGUAAGGAUGCAGGACUGGUAAAAUCAAUUGGGGUGUCCAACUUUAAUCGCAGACAGCUGGAGAUGAUUCUUAAUAAGCCAGGGCUGAAGUACAAGCCUGUGUGCAAUCAGGUAGAAUGCCAUCCUUAUCUGAACCAGAGCAAGCUGUUGGAUUUCUGCAAGUCAAGAGAUAUUGUUCUGGUUGCUUAUGCGGCCCUAGGUUCUCAACGUCCAAAACCCUGGGUAGACCAGAAUGCCCCAUUUCUUUUGAAUGAUCCAGUUCUUUGUGCCAUGGCCAAAAAACACAAUCGAAGUCCAGCUCAGAUUGCCCUUUGCUACCAAGUGCAGCGUGGGGUCAUUGCCCUGGCUCAUAGUUAUGAAGAGAAUGAGAUGAAAGAGAACAUACAGGUACUUGAAUUCCAGUUGCCUCCAGAGGAUAUGGAAGUCAUAGAUGGCCUGCACAGAAAUUUUAGAUAUUUUCCUGCGACUAUUGCUGCUGGACAUCCCAAUUUUCCAUUUUUGGAUGAAUAUUAGCAUGAUAGCCUUUGUCAUGACUUCUACAUCAAGCUACUAAGUGUGGAUAAUCAUGUUGUUGAUGAUGAUUGAGGUGAUGCUAAUGAGACACACCACGUCUCAUUGAUCCUUACCACUUAGCAACUCACAGGCUAUUGAAGCCACAUUCACCAACCUGGAAGAAAGACACUAAUGUUUUAAUCACUUGUAAUAAAUGUAAUGUUCUUUUCCCUAAAUAAUUUUCCUGGUACCAUCUUUCUUAACUGUAUGUUGUAUAAAAAUUGAUUUGGAUAAAGUCAGUGGGCAAGAGGAAGAGGCAAUAAUAGUCUAUUUUUGAAUUAAUAGAAAAUUGAUGGAUGGGAGAGAGUAGGGUCAUCUAACUCAAGGAUAGUGACUUUAGAUGGUGCUAGAAAGUCAGUGUUUCUAGCCCAUAGGUUAACAAGUAAGCAGACUAUACACAAUAAACUUUUUUUAGAUCAAAAAGGCAUUCCUAGGAAGAGUAAUCAACAAGGCCUUCUAUCAAUUCACUGAGUCCUAAAAAUGAGUAGUGGAAUAUUUCUGUUUGAAAAUACUUGUAACACUUAUGACAUCAUAGUUGAGUAGAAUCUCAUGUGCCCACUAUAAAUUAAAGUUACAGAAUGAGAUUAAUAAAAUCUUAGCCUAAAUUCAAACUCAGACACAUCAAGAAUCCAUUUGAUAUUUGCUAAUUAACAUUAUUCAGGCUCUUUUAAGAAGUUGUGUCCAAAGCAAUGAAAGAAUCAGCAAGGGAAAUAAACAGACUCUUGCAGCACCCAUUGCAAUUCACUGAAAUCUGAGCCUGUAUGAACUCAAACCAGUUCUGUCUGAGGUGAGAGACUUGUGAUCCCAACACAGUAUCUUCUGUAUCUCACAGAAACCUUUGUUUUCUCUUACUUAGACUUCUACCGAAAGCUAGAGACCUGAAACCACAGCUUUGUUAUGAAGUGAAUCAAGUUGGACAAGCCAAUGAGAGGUUAGAGUACGAUAGUGUUUGGUUCUCCCCUGCGUCUCUAUCCAGGCAGUGUAGGGCAUGGCCUCCCUCUUGUAUGUGGACCUCCUCUUAAAACAGACAUUGGUUGGCUACUCCUACAAGUUCUGUGCCAACAUUGAUACCCUAACACCUCUUACAGGCAGGAGAGAUUGUAAGUUAAGGGUUUUAUGAUAAAUCUGGAGUCCAUGAUUUUAUUUAUAGUAUGUAGAGUAUUGUUUCAUGCUAUAGAGAUUAGAAUUUAAAAGUAAAGGCUCCAUGAGGGUACAAACUCGAUCUUUCUACAUUCAGUGAGCUGUAUAGAUGUUGUUCUUAGCAAUAGGGUCCUGUUGUCAAAGAAGACUUUUAAAAAAUACCAAAAAACCCCCACAAAAACAAAGCACAAAGGUUGAAUUCCUAAUAUUACAAGUUUCAGGACAAAACACAGUAGCAUAAAAAUCCAAGAUAAUUUUACAGGUGAUUAUAGGUAAGAGAUUGAGAUGAAUCUCAGAAGAGAUUUUGGAUUUUGAAACAAGCUUCAGACUGCUAUAGACUAUGGGGAAUUUUAAAGUUGGACUGAUAGCAUUUUUUGCAUUAUGAUAUGGCUAGAAUUUUGGGGACCAGGAAAUGGAAUAUAGUGGUUUGAAAGAAAAUGGCUCCUAAAGGAAGUGUCACCACUAAGGGAUAUGACUUUGUUGGAGUAGGUAUUGCCUCAUUAAAGCUAAUGUUUCAUUGUGA